This is a messenger RNA of Scomber japonicus (chub mackerel), 1861 nucleotides long. It is a transcript of the gene gss, whose product is annotated as glutathione synthetase. Gene Ontology annotation, molecular function: glutathione binding; ATP binding; glutathione synthase activity. NCBI's taxonomy places the organism in Eukaryota, Metazoa, Chordata, Actinopteri, Scombriformes, Scombridae. The transcript is spliced from 13 exons. Bases 90 to 1520 code for a protein of 476 amino acids. Gene Ontology annotation, biological process: glutathione biosynthetic process. The record is from RefSeq and is a predicted model, not a curated record. Gene Ontology annotation, cellular component: cytosol.
CAUAAACGUGAAUGACGGUAGUGAGGCAGCGGAGUCUUGUAUUUGGAGCUUCACCGAGGAUAUAAGUGCGCCUCAGAAGAGGACUGAGAAUGGCCCAGGGUAUACCAAACGAGGUGUUGAUGAAUACCACGUUAGUAAAAGACUUGGCAGAUGUGGCAAAAGAUGCAGCUCUUCUGCAAGGUGUCCUAAUGAGGAUCCAAGAAAAACCUAACUCAUCAGAGUUGGUGACCUACGCUCCGUUCACACUCUUCCCCACGCCUGUGCCAAAAGCCGUGUUCCUCCAGGCUCUGUCAUUGCAAACACACUACAACAUACUGGUGGACAAGAUCAGCCAGGAUUCCACCUUUCUGGAAGAGGCUCUCGCUAGCACCAUUGCUGUUGAUGAUUUCACAGCGAGGUUGUUCAGGAUCCACCAACAGAUCCUUAAAGAAGGAAGGUCUCAGUCUAUUAUGUUGGGUAUCAAUCGGUCUGACUACAUGCUGGACCAGAGAGCAGACGGGUCCUCAACUCUGAAGCAGAUAGAGAUCAACACCUUUGCUGCUAGUUUUGGAGGUCUCUCGUCACACACGCCAGAUGUACACAGACACAUCCUUAACGUGGCGGGCCGGCUUGAGGAGAGCCAGCGUAUCCCUGACAACAACCCUGCAGCUGGUCAGGCCAGAGCUGUUGCCAAGGCCUGGGAGCUCUAUGGAUCAGAGAGAGCAGUCGUCAUGUUUUUGGUGGAAGAGAGCCAAAGGAACAUCUUUGAUCAGCGAUUCAUUGAGAACGAACUGUGGAAGAGGAAAAUUCCCACAGUAAGAAAACGGUUUGAUGAUGUCCAUAAAAAAGGGUCUCUUGAUCAGGACAAGAGGCUGUUUGUUGAUGGCCAGGAGGUUGCAGUGGUAUACUACAGAAAUGGUUACAUGCCUGAUAACUACAUUUCUGAAGAGACUUGGGACACUCGUCUUCUGAUGGAGCGUUCUCUGGCUGUCAAAUGUCCAGAUAUCAGCACUCACCUGGCCGGAACCAAGAAGGUCCAGCAGGUGCUGGCCAGACCUGAAGUCCUGGAGAAGUUCUUCCCCGACCAGCCCGACGUGGUGAAGCAGAUUAGAGCGACAUUCGCUGGCCUCUACAGUCUAGACAUGGGCUCAGAGGGAGACGAAACGGUAGCGAUGGCUUUGGCAACACCAGACCGGUUUGUCCUGAAGCCUCAGCGAGAGGGAGGAGGUAACAACAUCUAUGGAUCAGAGAUCUGUCAGGUCCUAGAGGGAGUGAAGGAGAGUACAGAGAGGACAGCCUAUAUUCUGAUGGAUAAAAUCCAUCCCACCCCCGCACAGAACUACCUGCUGAGACAAGACGCUCCCCUCAAAGUCAGUACCUGUCUCAGUGAGCUGGGGGCAUUUGGAGUGUAUGUCAGGCAGGGUAAAGACAUGGUGAUGAACGAGUGCAUCGGUCAUCUGCUAAGAACCAAGAGUUCAGAACAUUCAGACGGUGGUGUAGCAGCAGGAGUGGCUGUGCUGGACAAUCCUCUCCUUGUCUGAAAAUCAACGCAACACUCAUCUGCUGGGCUUCAACCAAAAACUUAAAUCAUUAAAGGACAGCAGUGAAAUCCAGGUUAAAUUCGAAUCGCACUGUAACUGUAAUGUGACUGCUACAGCAUACAAAUCAAUGAAGAGAAAAUAUGUGUCCCACAUGUAAUUAAUGCAAGAUAAGUGGAGUGAAAGUGGUGUGAGUGUAGGCUCACAUGUUGAUCACAGCCUCCAAUCUGUAGAGUGUAAUUGCUGCUAUUAGUGGUGACAACGUCUUUGAUUUAUUUCUAGUGUAAAACUAAACUUGAAACUCUAAAAUGGGAUUGUCUGUUCUGGGCUACUGUAGUAACAUG